Folsomia candida is the source of this 1765-nucleotide messenger RNA. RefSeq names its product prolactin regulatory element-binding protein. Bases 294 to 1613 code for a protein of 439 amino acids. Gene Ontology annotation, cellular component: endoplasmic reticulum membrane. Gene Ontology annotation, biological process: protein secretion. The transcript has 10 exons. Lineage: Eukaryota; Metazoa; Arthropoda; Collembola; Entomobryomorpha; Isotomidae. The record is from RefSeq and is a predicted model, not a curated record. Gene Ontology annotation, molecular function: protein binding; guanyl-nucleotide exchange factor activity; GTPase activator activity.
AUCCUCCAAUUUGCAAAUAAUUAUAAUGUGUAAAAAUUAAUAAUAGCCAUAGUCAAGCUGCCAAGAAGCAAUACUUUGGGUGAAUGAUCUGAAAUUCUCCACCUGAGUUCUUAUCCAUCGGUACAUUGGGCGUGGUAGACUGUUCACUGUUAGAUAAUAUUAAUUUUCUCCUAGCCGGCUGGGAGUAAAUUACAUUCGGAAAAGAUUGCAGAUCCAUUAAGCAUUUUAUAAGGUGGUAAAUCCUAGUCGAAAGUGAGCAGUAUUCUGAAAACCAAUCAUUCCUCGUACUGGAAAUGUCGAGCAAGGAGGUACAGCAGCCCAGUGCAUCCCCACAAAGACAAUAUAAUCGGAUAAACUUUCCCUUGUACUCGGUCUCGGCGCUGUCCUGUAACCAUGUCAUUGUCGCUGGAGGAGGAGGAGCAGCUAACACGGGUGUUUUCAACGGAUUUGCAAUUUGUGAAAUUGGGUAUGAAAAUAAUGGAUAUGUCGCCUACGAAGUCCAAAGGCAUCCAACUGGGGGAUCAUCCGUGAUGAAUUCCGCCAUCGGAUCUUUCAAUAAUGGCAAAAGACUUUUUCUUGCUGCUGGAAAGGAUGCAGAAUGUACAAUUUAUCAAAUUAAACUGCAGUCCAGAAAACUAACCCACAGAGGAGACCAUGGUAAUAAUGAUGAUGGUGUCCGACAUCGCACUAACGCAAGUACAGCAAAUACUAAUGGAGAAGUACCAAAUUUAUCAGAAAAAUCCCCAUUUGGGGACGUUGACGAUAAAAUUGCCACGGAUUUGGUAUUUGAUAUUCAGUCCAUAGUCAGCGUUCAAACAGAUUUUAGUGUUGGUGACCCAUGCCAAAAUACUGUUUGCUUCAGUUCAGAUUCCAGAAUAGCAGUAACUGGUGGCGCUGAUGGAGUUCUUCGUGUAUGGAAUUUCCCUGAGAUGCAGAUUAAAUCGUCAAUAAACGCUUCAAAAAAAGAAAUUUCGGAUAUCGACAUUAGUUCAGAUCGAAAAUUGGUUACUUGUGUAAGCAAAGAUGGUAAAUGCAAAGUUUGGUCACUUUCCGACGGAAAACUGAAUUGCAGCCUGGAUUUACCUCCAGAAGAUGAAGGAAAAUAUUUGUACAAACGUUGCAAGUUUGGAAUCGUUGAAGAUAAACGGAAUAUUCAAAGACUAUUUGUGAUAAUUAAUCCUUUAAAUUAUAAACAACACAAGUCUUACAUACAACACUGGACUGGUCCAACAUUUUCCUUGACUAAAGUAGCUCCCGUCGGUGAAGCAUUAUCUGCGUUGGCUGUUAGCAAAUGUGGGCGAUAUGUUGCGAUUGGCUCGAUGUCUUCGGGUGACGUUGACAUUUACGUGGGAUUUAGUUUGCAGCGGAUUAAGCACAUUGAACGUGCUCACAAGACAUUUGUGACAGGACUAGGAUUUUUGCCUCCCAUGCAAACAAAUGAAGACUCCGUGUUGGCAAAUUGUGACGCGGCAGUCGUUAGCAUAUCUGUGGAUAACAAAAUCUUGGUGCAUCACAUCGAGAGGAAAAAUGGUGUAUCCAUGUGGUUAGCUGUGCUCCUUGUAAUUCUAGUGCUUAUUGGGACAUUUAUUUUUUGCAGUUGGUUGGAUUUGUGAAUUUAUAUCUGAUAAUAAUACUAAAAAUUGUGUACCGCACUUAAUGUUAUUUUUUUUGAAGUAACAGAAGCAAAUAUUUUCCGGUUCCUUCAUAUGUUUUUGUACUCUGAAACAGUCCACGCCUCAAUAAAGCUAAUCGCACAAGCAAAGCA